CACCACAGCAACCCCUAGCUCCAGACCAAAGUUCAGCCACUGUAAAUCUUUAUGACCAUAUUCAUAGUCCAAUGUUCCUUGGGGCAUUUUGUCCCCUGAAGAGCAAGCUUUUAUAUUUUACAAGAAGCAUUCACUCCGUUGGACUCCAUUUCUAAAUACUGGACUCCAAAUGAUAAGGUCCAAACAUAAUACAAAAAGAUCGUUGCUUUCUUUGUUUACCAGAGGACCCCUCCUUUCCUGAGAAGAAUGCCUACAGUGAAGAAGACCCUGACGUUCUUAUCGAGCUUUCUCACAAGCUUUGGGGCGUUCAUUGUAGUGUGCACUAUGCUUGGGACCCAAGAAUGGGUCAGCAGCAGAAUCGCCGUCAGCGACUCGUCUUCAAACGGUAGUCUCAUUAUCGUCUACGGACUCUUUCGUGGGAACGGUCGUCAGGAAUUCAGUCAUGGACUUGAGGAGUCAAAGAAGGGCUUUGGAGUUCUAGAGAAAUUGAACAGUUCUUCCCAAAGAACGCUGCAUUUGGUGGUUAUCCUGGUCCUGGUCCUCAGCCUGUGCACGUUGCUGCUCAGCUCUGGGCUCACCCUCUACAACAGCAUCAGCAACCCCUACCAGACGUUCUUGGGGCCCGUGGGCGUGUACACCGGGAGUGGACUUGGUGCUUUCUUCGUUUUCAUGGCCAUGAUACUGUUCGUGGGGAACACACAAUCCAACCAUCUCUCGGAACACCUGGCCCAGACGCUGUACCCAUUGUAUCCAGCCGCCGCCUACGGAGGAACGACCCACAGCUACGGGUACUCAUUCUGGCUCACGCUGCUUGUCAUUCUUCUAAGUGCUAUAUCCGUGGUCAUCGUCAUUUUCUACCAGAAAGCCAGAUACCAGCGAAAGCAGGAGCAGAGAAAGCCCAUGGAAUGUGCUCCAAGAGAUGGAAUUUUAUUCUGAAUCUGACAU
This is a messenger RNA of Lontra canadensis (Northern American river otter), 945 nucleotides long. It is a transcript of the gene CLRN3, whose product is annotated as clarin 3. The transcript has 3 exons. The record is from RefSeq and is a predicted model, not a curated record. Lineage: Eukaryota; Metazoa; Chordata; Mammalia; Carnivora; Mustelidae. Bases 247 to 936 code for a protein of 229 amino acids.